Messenger RNA from Cheilinus undulatus (humphead wrasse), 513 nucleotides. RefSeq names its product chromosome 6 C10orf53 homolog (gene c6h10orf53). Bases 181 to 459 code for a protein of 92 amino acids. The record is from RefSeq and is a predicted model, not a curated record. Lineage: Eukaryota; Metazoa; Chordata; Actinopteri; Labriformes; Labridae. The transcript is spliced from 3 exons.
AGUGUUUUAAUGAACCUUAUAUAAUUUAUAUUAAAGAAAUACAAGAUCCUAUCCCCCAUAAUAACCCCCUAAUUGUGAAAAAAAGCUUUUUCCUUUGUAUGAACAAGCGGGACUUUUUUAAGAGGCUAUGCUAGCAACAGGUGCGUCGUUUGUUCGUUACCACGGUGACCACACUAAACAAUGCCAAAAUUAGCGCGUGUGACACUCCGGUACGGACCUUAUGAAUCCAGUGGACUCGUACAACACCGGACCUUUCGUCUGCAGGGUCUCCAGGCCGCUCUGAGAGCACGCGGGCACCAGUUCGCUCUGGAAGAGAUGAAUGAGUGGGGUACAGUGGAGCUCAUCGUGAACGGACAUGUCGUUUUCAGCUGUGAUAUCAAACAGCUGGAAUUUGGUGGUGAUGGAAAACUGGACCCCGUUUGCAUAGAAGCUGUUAAUGCUGUGGAGAAUGCCUACUGAAGAUACCAAUCCACCAAGCGAAGAGAAAAAAGUAUUAAACAACCAUGUGUGUCU